This is a messenger RNA of Malus domestica (apple), 1113 nucleotides long. The record is from RefSeq and is a predicted model, not a curated record. Lineage: Eukaryota; Viridiplantae; Streptophyta; Magnoliopsida; Rosales; Rosaceae.
CGUCGAAGUGUGUCCAAUGCAACUCCUGCAUUAUCAGCAUCUAGUGCUUCAGGCGUGAGUGCUCCAUUGAUUGGGGAGCCUACACCCCUUACGGAGGCUACUCCUACAAUGUCCCAGGUGCCCGUAUCAUCAACGUCAUCAGUGUCAGUUGAGCCCCUCAGUGUACGGCGGCCUCACCGGCGCCGCCGUGAGCCGGAGCCUUCUGAUCACACUUCCUCGUCCUCCAGAGUCGACGAUGGGGCCUCCCAACCAGCUAAAAAAAACACCAGGGGGCCCAAUCGAAUGUUGAAUGAGCUACAACUUGUACGUAUGUCUGCCUCCUUGAUCAAGAUUGCGUAUGAUGAGCGACAUCGUGGAGCGGUUACCUCACAGCAGCAUAACAGCGUCGUUAAUUGCUGUGGUUUUAUUAUUAGGAAUUUUUGUCCUAUGCGGUGGGAGAGUUGGGCAAAAAUUCCUGAGGAGACGAGGACCUUGGUGUGAGACAAUUUGGAGGUCGUUUUUGAAAUGGAGGACAUAUCCCCUGAGGUCAAUGCCUACUUAGAGGAGACCUUAGCAAGCCGGUACAAAGAUUGGAAGAGCGCUCUUCACAAGCAUUUUCAGCUAUGGGAAUCUCCGGAGAUUGCUCGCCUACAGGGUUGCCCACUCGAGUAUAAGGAGCGGCGAGAGGAUUGGGAAUGGCUCUGCACACAUUUUACGGAUCCAAAAUUUUUGAAGAAAUCUGCUGUUGGCAAGAAAGCUCGGGACUCAAAGACACUUCUCCACCAUUCUGGUUCGAAGCCCUUUUCGUAUAGGGUUGAGGCACGACGUGAGGAGGGUUCUAAGUUCCCACAGAUUGACCUGUUCAAGCAUGUUUACGUUCAUCCCAACAAUGAGAACAGUGACCAGCUUUAUGGUGAUAUGGUGGAAAAGAGCACUGCUAUUCUCCAAGAAGCAACAUCGCAGCUUCCCCUAGAGACCCCGAUCGAGGACGUCAUUGUACCCAAGGAUGCAGAUGUUCAGAUCGUGACUGAGGUCCUGGAUCAGAAGUUCGGCCGUCGUCAUGGUAAGGUUGUCGGUGUACGGGGAAGGCGGGGGUUCGUGAAACGGGUGCCUCUUCUUCCAGAUUGUCCAUAG